Ceratotherium simum simum (southern white rhinoceros) is the source of this 4658-nucleotide messenger RNA. The record is from RefSeq and is a predicted model, not a curated record. NCBI's taxonomy places the organism in Eukaryota, Metazoa, Chordata, Mammalia, Perissodactyla, Rhinocerotidae.
CCGCCCUCAGACCUCGGCUCCUCCUGGAGUUCGCUAGCAGGAUCUUACCCAUUCUCGGGCUCCUCCCUAGCGUCGGUACUAGAGUCCGACCCGUCCUCAGCGCUCAGCGCCCCCUGGAGUUCGCUACAAAGAACUGCUACACCUAGUAACUCCCCGCAAGUGUCAUUACAAGAGUCCGCUCCGCCCUCAAUGCCCAGCUCCUCCUGGGUAUCGGUGGAAGAAUCAGCUCCGCCCCCGGGCUCCCCCCGAGAAGGGUCCGCCCCGCCCUUGGCCGGCCCCACUCCUAUACCCAAGCCCCGGGAGAGUCUCACCCAGAGCAUGGCGAGUCAGGAGAAGGCGAGUACCGCAGGCCACAUGUUCGACGUAGUCGUGAUAGGAGGCGGCAUCUCAGGAUUAUCUGCCGCCAAACUCUUAGCUGAACAUGAAGUUAAUGUUUUGGUUUUGGAAGCCCGAGACAGAGUUGGAGGAAGAACAUACACUGUGAGAAACGAACAUGUGAAUUACGUAGAUGUUGGCGGGGCUUAUGUGGGACCCACCCAGAACAGAAUCUUACGGUUGUCUAAGGAGCUGGGUUUAGAGACCUACAAAGUGAACAUAAAAGAGCGUCUUGUUCAAUAUGUCAAGGGGAAAACUUAUCCAUUUCGGGGAGCCUUUCCUCCAGUAUGGAAUCCCAUUGCAUAUCUGGAUUACAACAAUCUGUGGCGGACAAUGGAUAACAUGGGAAAGGAGAUUCCAGCUGACGCACCAUGGGAGGCCCCACACGCUGAGGAAUGGGACAAGAUGACCAUGAAAGAUCUCAUCGAUAAAAUCUGCUGGACAAAGAAAGCUAGGGAGUUUGCAACUCUCUUUGUCAAUAUCAAUGUGACAUCCGAACCCCACGAGGUGUCUGCCCUGUGGUUCUUGUGGUAUGUGAAGCAGUGCGGAGGCACCACUCGGAUAUUCUCGGUUACCAACGGGGGUCAGGAACGGAAGUUUGUAGGUGGAUCUGGUCAAGUGAGCGAACGGAUAAUGGACCUCCUCGGGGACAGAGUGAAGCUGGAGCAUCCUGUCACCUAUGUCGACCAGUCAGGUGACAACGUCAUCGUAGAGACAUUGAAUCAUGAACGUUAUGAGUGCAGAUACGUAAUUAGUGCCAUCCCUCCAACUUUGACGGCCAAGAUCCACUUCAGACCAGAGCUUCCAUCAGAGAGAAACCAGUUGAUUCAGCGUCUUCCAAUGGGGGCUAUCAUUAAGUGCAUGAUGUAUUACAAGGAGGCCUUUUGGAGGAAGAAGGAUUAUUGUGGCUGUAUGAUCAUUGAAGAUGAGGAAGCUCCAAUUUCAAUAACCCUGGAUGACACCAAGCCAGACGGAUCGCUGCCUGCCAUCAUGGGCUUCAUCGUUGCUCGAAAAGCUGACCAACUUGCUAAGCUGCAUAAAGAAACAAGGAAGAGGAAAAUCUGUGAGCUCUAUGCCAAAGUGCUGGGAUCCCAAGAAGCUUUACAACCGGUGCACUAUGAAGAGAAGAACUGGUGUGAAGAGCAGUACUCCGGGGGCUGCUACACUGCCUACUUUCCCCCUGGGAUCAUGACUCAGUACGGAAGGGUGAUUCGCCAACCAGUAGGCAGGAUUUACUUUGCUGGCACGGAGACAGCCACACGCUGGAGCGGUUACAUGGAAGGAGCAGUUGAGGCCGGAGAGCGGGCAGCUAGAGAGGUCUUGAAUGCUUGGGGGAAGGUGGCAGAGAAAGACGUAUGGCUUCAAGAACCUGAAUCAAAGGAUGUUCCAGCUACAGACAUCACCCACACCUUCUGGGAGAGGAAUCUGCCCUCCGUGUCAGGCCUGCUGAAGAUCAUUGGAUUGUCCACAACAAUAACUGCCCUGUCGAUCGUGGUGUACAAAUUCAGGGGGCUGUCACGAUCCUGAAGUUUCAACCUAAUGCUUCCUGCUUACGCUUUCCCAGCACCAUCAAAAGCAAAAUGUUGACAAAUCAAAGGCCUUGUCAUUGGACCACCUUUAAGUGCACUGAAUUUCACCCCUCAGUUUAGUCUCAGUCCGUGUUAAGUGAAAACAAUCCGAAGAAUCACCUCAUUAAUUUCAGUAAGAUCAAGUUCCAUCUUGUGUAGAUUAACUCAUAUUGAUGGUAGAAUAAAACCUUGUGAUUGUUCGCUUAAUUUCAAGAAUUUCAAGUUGAAAUGCUCAUUCUGAAACAAUUUCUGUGUCCUGAUUUUCUCCCCUUUUACACAAAAUGCCUGAUGAUUGCAGAAAUGAAGCAUUUAACUUUCUCUCUGCAGAGGUUGAGUAAGUUAAGGCCCAGCCUGUGACUGUCCUUUUCAGUCCUUAGGAAAUGAUGAAGUAUAGGUCCAGAGCCCAGAGGCUCACAGCUUCCUGAGGUGAGCAGCUCCCACUUUGGAUGGAGGAAUAGUAAAUGAAAGCAGUGGAGGCAGGAGGAUGCAAGGCCCUCAGACCAGUAGGGGGUACAUCUUCUGGGCUGCUGCCUCAGGACUCUCCUGACCACUUCUAAUUCCUGUGAAGUUUCUACACACCUAGUCUUAGUGCUAGCUCAUUUGUAUUUUCCUCUUUUUCCUCUUAAAGAGGGCAGUGUUUACCAAGGUAUAAUGUUAAAAUUGACUUGCUGUGGCUUUUGUGCAGCUCCCUAGGUGAGCAGAGGAAAAUAGUGGCAAGACUGUUCCCCAAGAGGCCUUCCUGACUAGCUCCGCAUGAGACCAACUGCAAUAGGCAUCUGCUCUUACUCCUCGAAGGUGGCUAGACGUCACUUCCCUCGUUUUCAAUGAUAACGUUCUCUGCCGAUUGCAGGAAAGCAGUAUUUUCCUUUUUUCAGGUAGACCCUGGCCUUCUGAAGGCCCCUAGUGGCAUAUAUUUUUUCUGUUUUCCUAUGACCAUAGUAGAAUUAGGCAGAUCCAUUAACUUGUCUUCAACAUGGUUACCUGCCAAUUUCUCUCAAAUAAGUACUGAAAUCCAUAUGAUGAAUUUCUGAUUGUUAUUUGUUGAGACUAUCCAAUACAGAAAGGGAAUUAGGGCUCUGUAUUAUAACCUCACUUGCUUUAGUUAUUAAGUUUUAUAAAACAUAAAAUCGAGUGAUUUUAUAUAUGAAAACUAAGUUCUCUUAGGAGAAAUGUGGGCCCAGAACAGUGCUCACAUCUUGUCUUUCCCAUUUUAAAAACUGUAAGAUUUUUAAAAUCCCCUUCCAAAGGUUUCAGCCAAAAAAUACUUCUUUUUUUUAAUAUAAAUAUCUCUAAAAAAUCUGCACAGAUGUGAUCCAAUAAAGCAGUCGAGAGAAUUCCAUGGAAUCAGGUACACAGGUGGUGGAUACCCAGUAAUACCUUAUUCGGUAUCAUUGAUGAAUGAGGCAUUUUAUUUUAAAUGAAGUUUCUAAAUAGCUGAAGCUUCUUCUUUUAUGUGCCAAAAUUUUCAAAUAAAAAUUUUGGUGGACUGACUUCCACACAUUAUUAAAUAAGCUUGAUUCCACUUCAUCUUUUUUUAUUAAUCAGGUCAAUCAUUGUGUAUCUCAAUUAUUUUAUACUUUUAUAAUAGAGUGAUACGAUUGGAUUUGCCCCUGUACUAAGUGUCAUGUGAAUGUUUUAUAGCUGGUCAGUCUACUGCUUCUUCUAUCAUCUCCCAUAUUCAGUAUUUUAUUUUAUAUCCUUGUUAUCUCCAUUACCUCCCAAUACUUCUUAACCUAACUUCCUAUCUAUUUUUUAUUGAAUGGGAAUUAAAGAUUGCCAAAGGAAACCAACCCAAGUUAUUACAUAAUUAAUCUUAUCAUAAAUCCAAAAUUAAGUCACUGGACCCUGAUGUGGGGACUAGUGCCUAUCCUAAGAGCAAAGAGCAGGAUUUUUCUGCCACUCUGCCUUGCAAUUAAAAAGCAUUUUAUUUAAUUUAGGAGUUUUAGUAAUGUCUUGGAUAUGCUCCAGUACAUACGGAGUUGUUGCAUAUUAUAUCAAACCAUGUUGAGAAAUCGCAUCCCUGAUCUAUUUCAGUUGUUUCUGUUCACUUACUGAUUAACUUGGUUCUGACACACCUUUUGGGAAAUGCUGAUUUAAACUUCUUAACUGGCAACAUUUUAACAGUAAUCAAGUUGUUAACAUAUCUAAGUCUUGAAUGUUGAAGGACUCCUGAGUAUGUGAUUUACCCUCUGCUCAAACUUUUUAGAAAAAUUAAUUUAUCCUAAUUAGAUCAGCCCUGUUAAGCUACAGAUUGAGUAUCAAAAUGAAUGCCAUUUCAGACGUGAAAUCAGAACUGAGAACUCCCACCAUAUACGAGACCAUCCAACACCAAGAUACCAUAGGUCUUUUCUCCAACCCAGAGAAACUACAGCCAGUUUAAGCAGUUGAAAGAGCCUGGCCCUGUUAAGGCAUCUGCUUCACAAUUCUGAAGGCUGAGUUGGCCUCACUCCAUAGUAAGGUCUAGAAUUAGAUUUUAAAAGUUAACCUUUUUUGUUCACAACUGUUAAAUAAGGACUUACACUACACUGAAGAAAAAAUAUCAAAGGAUUGUGAACUACAUUUAGUUUGAUUGUGAGCUUGGUGCCUAAUGUUCUCUCUGAACUGUGCCCCAGUGCUACAUGUGGGAGUACGUAUAUGUGUGUGUUUUGCCAUUGAAGUAUGAUUUCGCCUGUAUGCUACAGUUUUGUUUGUUAAUAAACUGCACUACCACCCCUG